AUGCGCACGCUCCCCGCCCUGACGAUCGCACUGCUCGCGGCCUUCGUCCAUCGGUGCUGCCUGCGCAUGGCCGACCCGUUUGGCGAUGUCGCGGGGCUGCCGAUCGACGAGGCCCGCGCCGCGCUCUUCACCGGCGGCCCAAACGGCUCCACCUUCCCGGCGGCGCUGGUUGGGGUGUUCGAGUCCAACCGCCGGCUCCGCGGCGCGACGCUCCUCUUCACGGAGGAAGUGGUCGGGAGCGAGUGCGUCGGCGUCGCGCCCAACGGCGACCUCCUCAUGCUCGACCGGAACGGAUUUGUGUUCCGCGCCACGCCGCAGCAGCGCAAGGGCGGCGCCCUGGCGUACGAGCUGUCGAAGGAGCGGCACUACGUCGGCCCAGGCCGGCCGCUCGGCUUCCACGUCGCCGGCGAGUGGCUGUACGUCUGCUGCUCGCUCAAGGGCCUGCUGCGGCUCCACCUCGGCUCGGGCGCAAUCGAGCUGCUCUCGGGCGCAACGGGCUCGCCGCCCUCGCCGUUCGCGUACGCCAACGACCUCGACCUCGACACCUCCGGCGCCGUCUACUUCUCCUCCUCCUCCGACCACCCCGUGGCACUGCACCCGCUGGCCGGCUUCUACGACACGAUGCGCGGCCGACCUGCUCUUACUCCGCCGCGCGGCUACCUGCUCACCUCGCUGCACGGCGGCACGACCGGCCGGUUGCUGCGGUACGACCCGGCCUCUCGCCGCACCGCCGUGCUGCUGGAGGGCAUCUUCCGAGACACAGCAACACGCAUCUCGUACGCGAACGGCGUCGCGCUGUCUGCGGACGGCGCCUGGGUCGCCGUCGUCGAGACGAAUCUCAAUCGCGUCCUCCGCUUUUGGCUCCGCGACGCCGACUGCAGGGGAGGAGGCGGGGGCGGGGGCGGAGGCGCCUGCCCGCGCGCGGGCGACACCGACGUGCUCAUUGACAAGCUGCCAGGCAUCCCCGACGGCAUCUCCCGCGCGCCCGACGGCGGUUUCUGGCUCGCCCUCGUCGCGCCCCUCUCGCCGCUGCCGAGGCACCUCGCGGCGUGGCCGCGGCUGCGCACGCUGCUCUCGCACCUGCUGCCGUGGGUCGCCCCUUUCGCCGUCGGGUCCUGGGGCGCCGUCGUGAAGCUCGACGAGCGGGGCAGGCCCACGCCCGUCGAGGCGCUGUACGACCCGGACGGCUCGCACGUGGCGACGGUGAGCGCCGCCACGGAGGUGGGCGGCCGCCUCUUCCUCGGCAACCUGGGCGGCCGCGGCGUCUCGGUGCUGCAGCUCUGAGGCCUCGCCGUGCCCGGCACCUGGCGGCAGUGCACCGUUACCAGUGGCUGACUGGCACCCCGCGGCGGACCGGAGACGGCUCAGAGAGGAGCGCUCGCUCGCUGAGGUCGCUCUCACGAUCUCUGACUGUCUGUGUCUCUCUGUCUCUCGCGAGGGGGGUCGCGAGCGGUGUCGCGCGUGUGCGCCUCUGUCUACUCGCUACUGUCACGUCUGAGGACAGAGGAGAGAUGUCGGACGUCAUUUGGGAUGAUCUCGUCCCUGGAGCUUCUUAGUCGGUACACAAAAGUCACACACACUC
Messenger RNA from Emiliania huxleyi CCMP1516, 1582 nucleotides. RefSeq lists its product as hypothetical. Gene Ontology annotation, biological process: biosynthetic process. The record is from RefSeq and is a predicted model, not a curated record. The transcript has 6 exons. Lineage: Eukaryota; Haptophyta; Isochrysidales; Noelaerhabdaceae. Bases 1 to 1284 code for a protein of 427 amino acids. Gene Ontology annotation, molecular function: strictosidine synthase activity.